GGACUGGGGAGAAGCUGGUUCUGUCGGAGCUCCUGCAGCCCAUCCGCCCCAAAUCUGCCCUGAGCAGCGUGAAGAAAGAGCUGGCCCGAGUGAAGCAGAAGGCAGCAGUGGAACUGCCGCUCAGCAAGGAGGAGGCCAAGCGGGUCGUGAGGGAAGCCGCCUACGUCACAACCUCCAAAGAUGUGGGCAGGUGGCAGCAGGUCGUGCUGCAGAACCGGCGCGCUGAGCAGCUGGUGUUCCCGCUCCGGCAGGACGUCGCCACGGCUGUGCCCCUGGAGCAGGCGGCUUCAGCCUGGAAGGCCCGAACUCCCCUGGAGCAGGAGAUCUUUGGGCUGCUCCACAAGACGAAGCAGCCCAUCACAGACCCGCUCCUCACACCGGAGGAGGCAGCCUCGCUGCAGGCGAUGAGCUUGGAGGAGGCCCGGCAGCGGCGGGCAGAGCUGCAGAAGGCUCGGGUCCUGCAGUCCUACUACGAAGCUAAGGCUCGGCGAGAGAAGAAGAUCAAGAGCAAGAAGUACCAUCGUGUGCUGAAGAAAAGCAAGAGGCGCAAGGCCUUAAAGGAGUUUGAGCUGCUGCAGAAGUCAGACCCUGAGGCCGCCUUGGCAAGGCUGGAGGAGCUGGAGCAGCUCAGGAUGCAGGAGCGGAUGAGCCUUAAGCACCAGAACAAGGGAAAGUGGGCCCGCUCCAGGGCCAUUAUAGCCAAAUAUGACCUGGAGGCCCGCAGGGCCAUGCAGGAGCAGCUGGCCAAGAACAAGGAGCUGAUGCAGAAGGUGCAUGUGGAGCUGCCUGAGGAGAAGCCAGAUGAUGUGCCCGAGGAGGACCUCACAUCGGUGACCGUCCCCACCAUCCCCACGGAUGCCAGCAGAGCAAAUCCCUGGCUGUUGGGCAAACCCAGCAGCCCAGCCAAGGAGCCGGAGGCACAAGAGGGUCAGGGAGAUGUGUCGGAGCCUGGUGUUGCAGAGAGCAAGGAGGAGAUGGAGGAGGAGGAGGAGAUGUCAGACGAGGAAGCUUUGCUACAAGACUUUGCGCAGAAGCGGAAUGUGCGGCAGCAGCAGGAAGGGAGCCCUGAGGGACCAGGUGCUGAUGCGACAGAGGCAGUUUCUGAACCUCUGGGGGGCAUCCCUGUCACCCCCAUCUGCGCUGAGGCAGAG
Messenger RNA from Nestor notabilis (Kea), 1151 nucleotides. Its product is annotated as U3 small nucleolar RNA-associated protein 14 homolog A-like. The annotation marks the transcript as partial. Gene Ontology annotation, biological process: rRNA processing. Lineage: Eukaryota; Metazoa; Chordata; Aves; Psittaciformes; Psittacidae. Gene Ontology annotation, cellular component: nucleolus; small-subunit processome. The record is from RefSeq and is a predicted model, not a curated record. The transcript has 8 exons.